GUCACUGAGCUAAGAUGGUGUUACCUCGAUCCCUGUGGCUCCUCUUUGUCUGCCUUCUGUCCUGGUGCUGUGAUGCCCAGGAGCUGGGGCUUCAGGACCCUGAUUCAGAACCAGGCCCACUACCUUUGGUGAUCUGGAGUGAGAUAGAAAACACCAUAAGCAUGAAUGCCUUUAAAAAGAUUGUUGAAAAGGCAGUUCCUGGAAUUUAUGUCCUGCCGAUGGAGAUUGGGAAGACUAUGAUGAAGGAUGUGGAGAACAAGGUCCUAGAUGCCAGUUCUGAAGUGUGUCAGAUUCUUGCUCAGGAUCCUAGAUUGCAGGAGGGCUACAUUGCUGUUGCAUUCUCCAAGAGUCUCAAGUUCCUGAGGUUGCUGGCUCAGAGAUGCCCAAUCCCUGUCAUGAGAGAUGUGAUCUCAGUUUCUGCUAGGAGAAUUUUAAGGCCUGAAUGUCAGCAGUCUUGUAGACCUGUUUUCUUUCAGCCGUAUCUGGGGACAGAGCUGUUCCUGAGUUUGUGUGACCUGAAGCCUCCAGGUGGGUUUCUUGGAGCAGAAGGGUUGCCAUUACCUCUUCUGUCAGAAUCAUUAAGUGUGGAUGACAUUGAGACGGUGUUUCAAAUGAAUAAAGCUGAAGCUUAUGUCCCAUCCGUUGUGACUGAGAAGGCUGUGACACAGUGUGUGGCCACUGAAAAACAUGGUGAUGAUGGUCAUCAUGAUGAUGAUGAUGAUGAUGAUGAUGAUGAUGAUGAUGUCAAGAAAAAUCUCUCAAUGAAACUUGAGCACCCUGUUGAGUAG
Rattus rattus (black rat) is the source of this 788-nucleotide messenger RNA. Its product is annotated as palmitoyl-protein thioesterase 1-like. The record is from RefSeq and is a predicted model, not a curated record. Lineage: Eukaryota; Metazoa; Chordata; Mammalia; Rodentia; Muridae. Bases 15 to 788 code for a protein of 257 amino acids. The transcript is spliced from 7 exons.